This is a messenger RNA of Amphimedon queenslandica, 638 nucleotides long. RefSeq lists its product as uncharacterized. The record is from RefSeq and is a predicted model, not a curated record. The transcript has 2 exons. NCBI's taxonomy places the organism in Eukaryota, Metazoa, Porifera, Demospongiae, Haplosclerida, Niphatidae. Bases 64 to 393 code for a protein of 109 amino acids.
AUUGCUAUUAUAUGUUAUGUUAAGAAAAAAAACAAAGACACAAAAUCUUCUGUUCCUCCUCAAAUGAUUGAAGCUUAUAACUAUGCUCAAGUAGACUACUCUGCUAAAUCAUCUUCCUCUACGAUACAAGCUCCUCCAAAACCAGCAAAAGCAAUUUCACCCGAAGCUGAUAAUCAGGUUUUAUAUUCUGCCAUUCAAAAAUCGGCAGCAUCUCAUAACCCACCACCACCUCCAGAGGGUACUGAGUAUGCUGAUCUUGAUCAUAGUUCUUCGUCGUCUGGUAGACGCCACCAGAGACCCAAGGACACCAGUAAUCAAGUCACGUAUUCUCAUGUGACUCAUCAUCAUGAUAGACGCAGAGUGAGGGGAAGUAACCAUGGGAACUAUUAUUAAUUAAUUACUGAACUACUUUGAACUAGUAUAAGCACACUGUCUUGUUUUGCCUUUUAUGUGUGUCCUAAUAAUAUGAGGAUGAUGUGUAGCAUAUGUACAUGUAUGCUCAUGAUGUCCAUUUGUAUGUUAUGGUGUGCAUUAUGUAUUAUCACAUGCUUAGUGUCAGCUGCCCCUGUACUAUACAACUGGUAUAUCUUUGUCAUUGAUGGUAUUAUUGUGUACACAUUUGUGUUAUUCAACUAGAA